GGCGCUCAGUCAGUCAGAGGCAGGCGGACUGUGUGCCACCACUUCAACCACUUCAGCACUCCUCCUCCACGUUAAACCCUCAGGUUUGCAACAAAAAAAAACAAGCAGUAAACAUGGACAACAACUCUGAGCAUGAAGGAAGUGUGCAUGAAGAGCGCCGUGAUGGAGCGGACAGCCCCGACAGAGAGGCCGGAGAUGAGGCGCAGCAGCAGCGGUGCAGCGAGGUGACGGUCCACGUCUCUGCGGAGGGAGAGCGCAGCUCGCCGGUCUACAUGGAAACCAGAGACGAGGACAAACAGGACAGCUCGUCCUCCUCUUCGUCCAGCGAUGAUGAGGAGGCUAACGUGUAUGAGGUGGUUAAAGCGGAGGAAGAGGCAGAGGUGAGUGUGGAUCCGGAGCCAGAGGUGGAGGUGGAGGUGAAGGUGGAGGAAGUGAACGGCGAGACGCACGACGGAUCCAGGCGCUCAUCGGCCUCCUCAGCAUCCUCCGCCUCCCCGGGAGACCCGAGCGAUGACCCGCCGAUCCAGCCGAGGAUCCAGGAGGAGGACACCGAGGAGAACGGGCUGGUGCUCAGCGCUGACAUCACGCCGGAGCAGUCUGGAGACUUCAGCCUGCAAACUCUGGAGAGUUUGAGUGUGGAUGAGAGCAGCGCUGCAGCGGCUGACCCCAGCCAGCCGGACAUCGCUCUCUUCGUCAAGGCUGGUAACGAUGGAGAAAGUAUCGGCAACUGUCCCUUUUCUCAGCGCCUCUUCAUGAUCCUCUGGCUCAAAGGAGUCGUGUUCAACGUCACCACCGUCGACCUCAAAAGAAAGCCAGCAGAUCUGCACAACCUGGCUCCAGGGACACACCCUCCUUUCCUGACCUUCAACGGAGAAGUCAAGACCGAUAUCAACAAGAUCGAGGAGUUCCUUGAGGAAACGCUCUGUCCUCCAAAGUAUCCUAAACUGGCCGCCAAGCAGAGAGAGUCGAACACAGCUGGAAAUGACAUCUUCGCCAAGUUCUCAGCCUACAUCAAGAACACCAAACCAGAGGCCAACGCCGUCCUAGAAAAGGGUUUGACCCGGGCCCUGAAGAAGCUGGAUGACUACCUGAACAGCGUCCUGCCAGAUGAGAUUGAUGCAGACAGCAUGGAGGAGGAGAAGGGCUCCAACCGGUGCUUCCUCGAUGGGAACGAACUCACUCUUGCAGACUGCAACCUGCUGCCUAAACUGCACAUAGUCAAGGUUGUUGCAAAGAAGUACCGUAACUACGACAUCCCCACAGACAUGUCGGGGGUGUGGCGCUACCUGAAGAACGCCUACACACGUGAUGAAUUCACCAACACCUGCGCUGCUGACUCCGAGAUCGAGACCGCCUACAAAGACGUGGCGAGGAGACUGGCCAAGUAACCCGCCAAGCCACCUGAGCUCAAACAGAAUAAACUCACAACACAAAAAUACAUCAUUUUUAAACAUACACGUGACUGUCCUUUUGAGUCUUCUUCAGUGGCAUUUUCAGGAACCAGAAAUGUUGUCUGUCAUAUUAAACAGGUCAGAUGUUGCAGAUGUCUGUGUUACAGGAUGGUUUAUACAGAUUUCAGAGAUCCAGUACAUGGUGUACACGGUGUUACAAUUACAGAAACAGACAUGGCGAAAGAGAAGUGGAGCACACAAUAAAUCAAGCACAUUUAACUGAAUUCACAGGUUUCAAACCACAUCCAAAUGUGAAACUUCUGACAUAACGCUUUCACUCAAACAUGAUUGUGUCGCGUCUGUAUUUAUUUCUCAUAACACAAAGCUCUCUUUCAUUCAUACUCAAGCGGCCCGCACGGCCAAACCUUUUACUAGCUGCUGAUGUCAGGGUCGUUCACUUUAUUUAUUCCUAAACCCACAGAAGUCGAGUCUGACUCCAGUGUUUAUUAUCAAGCUUUGGGUCCUGGGGAGACACCUUGAUUCAUCUAUGAUUGAUAUGAUUGAUGAUGGCACUAAUUGUUUUUGCUGAAUAUGACUGUUGCGAUCCGCAGAUUCAUUGUGAUUGUGAUCACUGUAGGUGUUGCUGUAGUUGUUUUGUUUCCUUGAUCUUGAAAUCCACUCCUGCUUCUGAAAGAUUGAUUUGAAAAAAGAUUUUAUUAUGCUCGAUUAUGUUAGUUCGAAAGAACAAGAUUUAGCUGCUGAGGGCAUUGAACUUAACUUAGAACAAAGCUGCUUUCUGAUUUGUUUGCAUGCAUGAAUCUGUUUUAAAAUGUUAUACAUAAGAACUUCUGUGACACUUUCUAUGAUGCCUAUGAUUAUAAUACAUUAUUCAGCACACUUGUGAAGUACUAUAAUCUGCUUAUAGCAUUGUAAAACUAUAGUUAAACACACCCAUGCAUAUUCAUAAUGCUUUAUAGCCAUUAUAAAGCAUUUUAUUAUGAAUUAUAAUAUCAUAAUGCAUCAAAACUGCUUGUCACUUACAGACUUUUUUAGCAGGGAUCAUUAUAAUUCUUACCGUUAUAAUGAAUUAUAAUAUUUUUUAUAAUACAUUAUAAUCACUGUUAAUGCAUUAUAACAUCAAAAGUCAUCAUAAAAUGCUUCAUAAUUCGCUAUAAUAAUUGUUAAAAGGCAUUAUGAAUGUUUACAAGUGCUAAUCACUAGUAUACAGCGCUUUAAGCAGAUCAUAGCACAAUAUGUAUAUUUAUAAUGCAUUACAGACAUGAGCUUUCAAAACAUUUCAGCAAGCAAAUUUCAGCCAUCAUAAAGUAUUAUGAUACGUGAUGUUGUAAGCCAUUAUAAAAUGCAUAUUAUAAUAUUUUUUAUAAUGCAUUAUUACAUGUCAUUAUAAAAUGCUUUAUAAUGUGCUAUGCAUUUAUGAGUGCUUCUCACUGUAAGUGUAAUGCUAUAAGCAGAUUGUAAUGCAUUAUAAGUAUGUUUAUCAUGCAUUAUAGGUAUAGGCUUCAUAUAAAGCGUUACCAGAGCUUUCAAGAUGUGAAAAAUCCUCAACUAAGUGCCUUUAUUUGGAAGUAUCAACCACCCAUGCCAAUGUCACUGAUGGGCUCAUUCUGAAAAAUGUAUUGCAGCCAGAGCCUCUAGCUAUUAGUGUUGAGUCCAGGUAUUGAUUUUGUCUUCAGUUACACAUGAUAUUAUGAAUGGAGAGAGUAUUUAUUUAGCAGCUCCAAUCAGGCCUGAUUAGGUAGAUUCAUUAGUGCUGCGAUGAAAAGCGUCUUCCAGGCCAGGUCCACGACGGUCAGGAGCCCUGCCCUCCAGCCCUCCAUCACACAGACAUUUCCUCCGCUCUGACGAGCCUAUCAGCAUCCACAGACUAAAGUUCAAGUUCAAAAGUUUCAUUGUCCACGCAGAGGACGGAUGGAAAUUUGUCUUGGGGCUUAUCGUCUUUGGCCUGGUGUCAGGCUGCAACUAUAGCGAGACUUCCUUGAAGAACCAUGAGGCUCUUGUGUGGU
Messenger RNA from Centropristis striata (black sea bass), 3415 nucleotides. It is a transcript of the gene clic5b, whose product is annotated as chloride intracellular channel 5b. The coding region runs from base 114 to 1388 and encodes 424 amino acids. The transcript is spliced from 6 exons. Lineage: Eukaryota; Metazoa; Chordata; Actinopteri; Perciformes; Serranidae. The record is from RefSeq and is a predicted model, not a curated record.